Molecule: messenger RNA, 5677 nt
Organism: Cheilinus undulatus (humphead wrasse)
Lineage: Eukaryota; Metazoa; Chordata; Actinopteri; Labriformes; Labridae
Product: somatostatin receptor type 2-like
Exons: 5
Coding region: 309-1451 (380 amino acids)
Biological process (GO): cellular response to glucocorticoid stimulus; neuropeptide signaling pathway; cellular response to estradiol stimulus
Cellular component (GO): neuron projection; membrane
Molecular function (GO): somatostatin receptor activity; neuropeptide binding
Source: RefSeq, a predicted model, not a curated record
CCUGAGAGUUUCGUGUUUUACGUGCUGCAAGUAAAAAUGACCAGAAGGACGUGUGACAGCAGCUCCAGAGGAGGGGGGUUUGAACGCCAGCGCCGUGCGUAACGAUCAGCCCGGGACAGCAGGUGGAUGGAGAGCUGUGGACAUGCACCCUUCCAGCAGCUUCUUUUGUAACCAGCAAGGAUUUCUUAUGUUUUGAUCCACAUCAUGGAGAAUUCCACCUGCUCCUCAAAACUCCCAGGACCUUGAACACCAGAUCUCCUAUUUCAGGACCUCUUACCACUUGAAACCAUCUGACCCCCUGAUCUGUCAUGGCCUUGGACCUGUUGCCUUUACUCCUGACUCCUCCCAACGUCUCCAUCCCUGAGUCCUUCCUGUGUGAUGGCUGUACUCAGAGGAAUGAGUCUGGCAUGGACCUUAAUAUUUCUGAGACCAAGGAGCUUCAUCAGGACAAGACCAGCUCAGUGGUCAUCACCUUCAUCUACUUUGUCGUAUGUGCAGUCGGUUUGUGCGGCAACACCUUGGUGAUCUACGUGAUCCUGCGAUAUGCCAAAAUGAAGACGGUGACUAACAUCUACAUCCUGAACCUGGCUGUGGCCGAUGUCCUGUGCAUGAUGAGCCUGCCAUUCAUCGCAAUGCAGCUGGCGCUGGUGCACUGGCCUUUUGGAGAGGUGCUGUGCAGGGUGAUCAUGUCAGUAGACUCUCUCAAUCAGUUCACCAGCAUCUUCUGUCUGAUGGUGAUGAGCAUUGAUCGGUACUUGGCGGUGGUCCAUCCCAUAAAGUCCACAAGAUGGCGGAAACCUCACAUAGCCAGGCUAAUUAACCUGACGGUUUGGGGCGUGUCGCUGCUGGUCAUCCUGCCCACGAUGAUCUUCAGUGGUCUGAACAAGGUCCCGGUAUGUGGGAUCAUGUGGCCAGAGCCCAAGGACGUCUAUUACAAAGCUUUUAUAUUCUACACAUUCUUGGUUGGGUUCUUUCUACCUCUGAUCGUCAUAUGCCUGUGCUACCUGUUAAUAAUAGUCAAGGUGAAGUCGUCCAGUCUUCGAGUGGGUUCCACCAAGCGCAAGCGUUCUGAGCGUAAGGUGACACUGAUGGUCUCCAUCGUGGUGGCCGUGUUCGUCCUGUGCUGGCUGCCUUUCUACAUUUUCAACGUUGCCUCCGUCACCAGCUCCAUCAACCCCACCUCUGCCGUGAAGAGCACUUUUGACUUCGUCGUCGUGCUCGGCUAUGCCAACAGCUGCGCAAACCCCAUCCUGUACGCCUUCCUGUCAGAGAACUUCAAGAAGAGCUUUCAGAAUGUUCUGUGCCUGAAAAAGGUGGCAGGUCUGGACGAGAUUGAGCACAGUGACAGCAGGGCCGACAGAAGCAGGAUGCUUAAUGGUGCAGCUGUCAUCAACACCAGCUUGGAGACCCACAAUGCCCUGCUCAAUGGUGAGCUGCAGACCAGCAUCUGAAUGUGGAGGAAGUCACAUCCAGCUGAGGGCUUCCAGACUAAUUUGGCUCCUUUGCAUUGCUUGUGACCCACAUUGCAUAUCUGCAGUCAGUGGCAUGACGUAAUAGCUGCUGCUCAUGCACACGGACACAUGAACAAAGUCUACGUGAAAAUAAACAGUUUGGGAUGAGUUUCAAAGGUUAGGCAAAGUUCACUGACUUCAGCUCUUUGAUACUUGGGUUAACAAGGCAACUUGAAAUGGUUUGCUCUGACUCUGAAAAAAAAACAAUCUUCUGUGCCAUGAUAUUCAGCACGACAGAGACAACCAAACGUAAAUACCUCAACUGUAUGUAUGAGGUUUCUAUCCGGCUCUCACAAGAAGACUGAACCUGAAGGCAAGGGUUUAAACUGCCUUGGUGAAUUUAUUAAACUAACACCUUAAAAAUCACCCCGUUUCUCUUGGCACACAGAGAAAGUCUUUCUGUCUCCAGCUGGCAGCUCUCUGCUGCAGGACCUGUAUUGAUUUGUAAGCUCUUGAUUAAUAUCUAGAUUACUGAUCAAGGGAAAGGACGUUUCAUGCUGUGCUCCAUUUGAAAGAGCUUCAUUUAGUCAAUUGAUUUUCUGUUUGUUUCUGGGGGGAAGUUCUGCGCGUGGAUGCAGAAAAAUAUGCUGCAGCAACCUUGAUUUGUUGUGAUGCAUCAAGGACAGCUCUGAUGGACCUAUGUGAAAGUCAGAUGAACUUCAUAUCUAACUGUAUUGUGGUUUUAUGUUGCUACCUUUGUCAGUGGUUUCACUUUAAAGAGCCUUUUACCUGUGUUUUAACCUGGUGGUUCUCAACCGUUUCGGCCAGCGACCUCCAAGAUAAAGGUGCCAGAGACUGAGGACCUCUGCUGUACCCGAAGGUUGUUGAACACAGCCAUGCACAAUUAGGAAUGGUUGUGAGCAGACAAGGCCGUCCACAAGGAGGAAUAAAGGGGGGAGGUUUCAGGGACCCAGUCAAACUGGGGCCCAUGGAGGUCAGCAAAACCAUGGUCCAUUGUAAAGUUAAGCUGGGAAAACCAUAUUUUAUAUUUGACCUGAAUAAUAACCACUCUGAUCAAAGAAACAAGCAUCUUUAUUUAUUCAUUUGUGUUGUUAAUAGGCUUCUUUAAAUGAAAAUAACUUAUAACAACAUAAUUGAGAUGGGUUCAAAAUUGCCAAAAUUGAUUAAUAAUGGGGAGAAAUAGUGGAAAAGGUGAUGAAAUUGGAUUUUUAAAGAAGAUAAAUGACUUAAAAGUGGCAGCAAUUAGAUAAAAGUGGCAAAAAUAACCAAAAAUGGGUUAAAGUGGCAAAAACAAUCACUAAAAGUGGAAUGUAAGGAUUGAAAAGUGGCUAAAAUGGCUUUCAAGUGCAACAAACUGGUGGAUAAUGGCACAUGUAUUAGAUGUAGUUCAUUUGUAACUCUUUUGGAAACGCGGCUCCACACUGCAUCCAAACCUUUAUUCUUAGCUCUAGCUAGCCAGACCCCUGUAGCUGGGGUAACAACUUUGUCACUGUUUUUUAGUAUAGCUAUAAAGGUCUGUGUUUAUUGAUAGUAUGGUUGCAAGAUGUAUAAAGGGUGCAGGACUGCUGACUACACAUGAUCAGAAGUAUAACAUACGUACGGGUCUGGGCAGCUACGAUACGAUCAUUUCACACAGUCGAUUGCUGGCCCUGUUUAGUCACAAAAAAUUCACAAUAAAUUCUUGUUGAGAUGUUUGUUUCUAGAAUUUGCUGCGGGCCAAUGAAAAAUUAGUUAUAUCCAAUAUAGUUUGGACACCCCUGGCAUGGAUGAUGUAGUAUGCAUCAUCAGGGCUAGAGCUUUUUGAGGGAUGUCACUGUCACAGUAGGAUCAAUCCUAUUUUCAAUCACAUAUCCAUACUUAUGUUUCACAUAUUUUAGAAUUGCACUGACAUUUUAAAGUUGUGUCUAUUUAAAGGGAAGGUCAGUAGGAUUUUCCUAAAAAAUACUUCAACAAAGGUGAUGCUACUCAGACUUCACUUAUGGACAUGCAUAGCGGUGAAUGUGCCUGCAGAGACCUUCAGCUCUGCCUGAUUGUUUUGGUUGGAUCAGGACAUUUUUGGGCGGAGAGUAGGUGUGUAUACUCCAGCCAAUGACAGCACGCAGGGGAGCGUGGGCAUGGACUAAGUUCACGGACAGGAUGCAGGUCAGACUGGUUAUACACAGCAGACGGCCGCCAUCAGUUGACAGUCAUCGUUAGUGGGUGCUGUAGAAAUUUCUAAGGUCCAGAGACACAACCAAUCAGAGACGUUGCUGUGACACUCAAGGGCUGUGGAUGCAUGUAGAAUUAUGUAGUACUAUGGAAAACAUGAAUGGGAUUUUGACUUUAGGAACCACCAUGUAUCAACGUUCCCUGGGAAACACAAUGAUGAUUGAACAUAAAAGGGGCCAUCGUAUCUAUAAUGAGUGGAGGCUCUCAAUAUUUGAACCAGUGCCUUUAUCCUUAAAGACACUCUCUUGAUCGCCCUGGCUAGCUCUCUCCUUCUAUCAACACUCACUCUUUAACAGAAACAUUAUGUUGUUCCUGCAGUGCAGAGUAACCACAGCCGGUCAGAGUUCAUUAUUAAAACAUUACCGUCACUGCAGCUCCAAGAACACAGCACGUUAGCAACAUCUUACUCAUGAAUUCAUUCAUUCAUCACACAUGCAACAGAGCAACUGUCUAAAACCAAGACAUUAUGCCAUCAACAAAAUAGUAAAGGAAAAAAAAAAAAUCAAAAUUAACACCUAGGCUGCUAACUAUAGAAAAUGAUUAGGCUACAGACUUUCACUGGAGCACUGCAGCUAUGAAAUACAUCAGCUAUAUGAUGAACAACAGGUAGAUGUUUUAAAAUGUAUCAGUAUAAGCAGACAGCUUGCUUUAACUCCUCUGUUUAAAAUAAAUAUUAUUUACCUGUAACCUAGAGAAAUUAAUUUCAUUUUUCCCUUGAUAAAUGUCUUUAUUUGAAAAACAAUUCCGCUAUCAUUUUGCUGCAGUCAAAUAUUGUUUAUUUUUGUUUUUUUUAAAUAUCAGAUUAUAAAGAAAUACUCUUUUGAAUGAAGUGGGCCAGAUCAGGAGGAGAAGAAGAAGGCAGGGACAGGAACCAAGAUGAGAGAGGAUGAUGGAGAAGAAAGUGAGGACAGAGAGCAAGAUAAGGGUGAGAAAGGAAGACAAAGCAGGGACAAGAGAGUAAUAGUGGAUGAUGUAGUAGAAGAAAGCAGGGAAAGAGGACAAGAUGAAGAUGAUGGAGGGGAAGAAAGCAGGGACAGAAAGCAAGAUGAAGAUGAUGGAGGAGAAGAAAGCAGGGGCCGGAAGCAAGAUAAGGGUGAAGGAGGAGAAGAAAGGAGGGACAGAAAUCAAGAGAGGAUGAUGGAGGAGAAGAAAGAACGGACAGUGAGCAUGAUAAGGGAGAGAAGGGAAGAGAAAGCAGGAACAGAGAGUAGUAAAGGAUGAUGCAGUGGAAGAAAGAACGGACAGGAAGUACGGCGGGGGUGAAGGAGGAUAAGAAAGCAGGGAUGGAGAGCAACAAGGGUGAGAAAGGAAGAGAAAGCAGGGGUAGAGAGUAAUAAAGGAUGAUGCCGUAAGAAGAAACCAGGGACAGGAAGCAAGAUAAGGGUGAAGGAGGAGAAGAAAGCAGGGACAGAGAGCAAGAUAAGGGACAGGAAGCAAGAUGGGGUGAAGGAGGAGAAGAAAGCAAGGACAGAGAGUAAGAGAGGAUGAUGGUGGAGUAAAAAUCAGGGACAGGAACCAAGAUGAGGGUGAGGGAGGAGAAGAACUCUCCUGAGGACAUCGGCUUUCUAAAUCUAAUUAAACAAGAUGCAGGCUAUGUUGAUGCCAUCAGUCCUCUUUGGCUGGAUGGAUUUCCAUCAUUAUUAUUUUAACUGUGGUCAGUAUCACUUGUGAAAAAACAAGGCUACAUUUGCAAACAGCAGUUUCUAUUAAUUUCAAUGAAUUUAUUUUUCCUUGUAGUAUUAAUGCCCUUGGCAUUCCCUUGUGAUUACUACACCUUUAAUGCCCUCUACUGUGUCCACUCUGUGCCCCGCUGUGUCUUCUUCCAUCAUGUCUGUGCUCAUCAUGUUUGUAUGUUACAGUGGAUUACUUUGAUCACUCCUGCUGAUGAAAAUACAGUAGAAUAAUAACCAGUAACAUGCCUGAGUUUGUCAUGAGAGGUUUGAUCUCCUGCAACUAGAGAAAAAUAAAUCACAGAGCGCAUUAAAAACGGGCACAAC